AUGUCCUUUUCUCUGAUACGCUUGACUCUUGUAGUCUCUCUGUUGGCCUUAAGUCAUGGAGCGACGUUUACGGGUUGGGCUGAAGACGAAAUAAAUGGAGACGAUCAACAGGGCGAGUUAUUCCAGGAUUUAUUCAAAUCUGUGAUACAGAAUCCUGAGGAAUCGAAUUCGGACAAGGACGAAGACGACUGCAGCUAUGAUGGGAAAGAUGAUUUGUGGCUAAGAUGGCCUCCGAAAGCUAAGUUGAUUCACGAGUGGAUGACAGUGGAGUACAAACUGGGCUGUCCAGGUGUGGAGGAGAUACUGGUGGACUACGGCGAGUACGUUCCACACGCAAACUGGAUUUCUGGAAUCGACGUAUAUAAAGACGAAGUGUACAUCACAGCACCAAGAGUGAAGAACGCCAGAGGCAUUCCUUCAGGACUCAACCGGGUGGUAAAAAAAGAUGGCAAAUCUUUGCUCGAACCUUAUCCGAAUCUCAGCUGGCACAGACUUGGUCGGUGUUCGGCUCUGCAAAUGCCCAUGAGUAUUGAGAUCGAUCCAAACUCAGGCUAUAUGUACGUCAUAGACGCAGGGCGAGUGGGAAUUACGUCAUCAACACCAGGGAACUACUGCCCGGCUAAGAUUAUGAUCCUCAACCUCAAUGACAAUGGGCGUCUCGUGAGAAGCCAUGACCUCCCAGACUCAGUUGUAUCUAGAACGUCAAACUUCUUGAACGACAUCGUGCUGGACUACGUCACACCAGAUGGACCGGAAGUCCGUUACGCGUAUAUGACCGAUACUGGCGAUGCGAGUCUGGUCGUGUUUGAUUUCCAGAGGAAUUCUUCGUGGAUUUUCAAAGACAAGUCCAUGCAGACAGACGAAAAUAGUGUGAUGACCAUCAAUGGAGUAAAUUACACACUAAAUUUUCCUAUCAACGGGAUUGCAAUGUCUCCAAAUUUCGACUACGUCUACUACAGUGUGAUUGGGAGCAAAAAGUUGUUCCAAAUUCCAACUUCUGUUCUCCGAAACAAAGAUGCUGACUUUGGCACGCACGUCAGAGAUCUUGGUGAAAAAGCAGGAAGUUCUGAUGGUAUGAUUGCUGGGAAGAAAAACAUUUACUAUGGAGCACUUGAGAGAAAUGCCGUCUAUGAAUGGCAGCGUAGCAGAGACAUAGAGUCGCAAAAAGUUUCAGAGGGUCAAGUAAAUGUGACCCACGAGAGGAAACUGGACUCCGACCACGUGACCAUGCAGUGGCCUGACAGUUUCACGCUGGACGUCAAAGGCUACCUCUGGUUCACCUCGGAGAGAGCGCAGCUCUUUCUCAACAACAAAAUGGACUUUUCUGGGAGCCAGGGCGCCAAUUUCCGAAUAUUCAGGAUAUACGUUGAUGACGUCAGCUACCUGACAAAGCCGAAGAAUGUUAAACAAUGGUGGGACUGGUGAAUAUUGAUGAACCCGUGCCAGUAAUCACUAUCAUAAUUUUUUCGAAACGGGUUUGAUAAUAGCAUAAUUUGAGAGCAAAAAUAAAUUUAUCUUAUAUAUAUUGUA
This is a messenger RNA of Aplysia californica (California sea hare), 1530 nucleotides long. RefSeq names its product protein yellow. The record is from RefSeq and is a predicted model, not a curated record. Bases 1 to 1425 code for a protein of 474 amino acids. The transcript is spliced from 3 exons. Lineage: Eukaryota; Metazoa; Mollusca; Gastropoda; Aplysiida; Aplysiidae.